This is a messenger RNA of Acyrthosiphon pisum (pea aphid), 2121 nucleotides long. RefSeq names its product extensin-2. The transcript has 5 exons. NCBI's taxonomy places the organism in Eukaryota, Metazoa, Arthropoda, Insecta, Hemiptera, Aphididae. The record is from RefSeq and is a predicted model, not a curated record. The coding region runs from base 264 to 1265 and encodes 333 amino acids.
CAGGACGUAGAACAAGUGACCUGCCAAACUGAGAAUCAUUCGAAUUCGAAUUUAAUUUCAUGUUCGUUCUGGUUCUGGAUGCUAGUGAGUAGUGACUACAUUUUUUUUGCGGAUAACAAAUCCAAGGAGAGUACUACAGUAUAACAUAAUACAUUUUUUGUCAGGCGGUGACCCGGUGCACAAGCUACCAUUUGGUCUUCAAGCUCAGCCAACGCGCAACGUCAUUCGAGUACCUAUACACAAUAUACAGGGCACGUGGAUAAAUGGGCGAUACGAUGAACGGCCGUGACGUGACGGCAACACUGAAGGAAAUGCUCCUUCGGACGAUGGUUUUGUUUAUGAUCACUAUGGACGUAUGUUGGGGAUCAGAUCCACCAAAAUCGUACGGCCCGUCUCCGUCGAACGAUAACUACCAAAAUAAUUACGAACCUGAGUUUCAAAGGCCGUUAGCUGUGUUUACAGAGAGACCCGUGAAUGUGGCUAACUUUGUACUGAUCCCAGUGGUGCAAGUCCCGUCCUCAGAUCUAAGGAUGAUUUAUCGGCCACAGAUCGACAGUGUUUCAAAAACUGAACCAAUAAUAAUGUGCAAAUCAUUAACAAAAUCGUUCGAAGCUACCCCUGCGGUGCAAGUGCAGUUGCAGCAACCAUUCUACCUGUAUGAUGAACGGACGCUUAUACCGUUCCCAAAGUCAGUUACCAUCUUGCAUGGUGGUUACCGCAUGUCAAUCCCGGUUGGCAUGGUCGUAGCUCCAGUUCCAGUAGAUCUUCUCCGAGCAGGCCCAGUGUUCGUCACCACGUUGUACGCUAUACCCGCGGGCCCCGUGCCAGCGCCAUCACCAGUCAGAUUCGUUCCAUGGUCGUCUUAUCCUCUGAAUCCAACGGCGCUUCAGCCGUACUCGGCACCAGCGCCAUCCCAGUACUCGGCACCACCUCCGUCCCAGUACUCGGCACCACCUCCGUCCCAGUACUCGGCACCACCGCCGUCCCAGUACUCAACUGCCGAAUCGCCGUCCGCUCAGUACUCGCAACCGGCACCACCGUCACCCACUUACUACCAACACUCGGCAGGCACCACUGAUGGCGGAUACGUCGAAGAGUCCAACGAACCACCAGGCAAACUCUACUCACAGUUGGCGGCUGCUUCGUUCCAAAACUCCAAAGAAUCGCCAGUGCUGCACCAACUCAGAGAGGAGUCGGAAAAGAACCGCCACAAGUACGCACCGCCUUCGUAUAACAAUCAUUAUCAAACGGUGGACGCUGCGUAGACGUUGGACGGGUCAUCGCCACUAGAAUUGUGGCCUAAGGGGCAGUGGACGGGUGCACGCUUUCCACGAGACAGUCGUGCUAAUUUUUUUUUUAUCAUUAAUAUUAUUAUCAUUAAUUAACAAAAACUAUUUUUCUAUCCCAUAUAAUAUAUUAUAUUUUAUAGGUUAAAAUCUUAUAAGGAAAGACUAUUAUUCUUAUAAUAUUAUGUGUUAUGUAUAAUUUUUAUAAUAAAAAUAAAAACAAAACAAUUUUAUAUUAAAAUAUAAUUAGACCAAUAUAUUUUAUAACUAUAUAAUAUAAUAUCUACGAACAACUAAUACAAUUUGUUUUAGUACCCAUAUAUUAUGAUAUAUUAUUAUAUUAUUAUGAGAAACAAAUAAUAGUUUACAACGAUUUACUCUGUUAGGUAUUAUUACAAUAUUAAUUAUUAGCUCUUUUAGUUACUACUUAAAAAAUAGAAACUAUCAACCUACGACAUUUCGAAAUGGAUUAGGUAUAAUAAGUAUUAUGCAUUCAUACGUUCAACUUGUUAACUAGUCCUCAUACAAAACAUUUUAUAUUAUUUUUGCAAUAACUAUUGUACUUAUAUUAAGCUUAUAAGAUAAUCACAUAAAAUCUAAAUAUAAUAUUAUGUUUAUUAUUAAGAAACUUAAGUUGGAUAAACGAAGACUUUGACUUGAAAAUAGUUGAGUCUCACCAAUGAUAUUAUUUAUAAUUUAUAAUUUUUCUUUAUGUUCAGAAUUAAAUAAUAAUUAUAUUAUAAUUUAUCAAAACAAUUUUAUUUUAAUUUAUUAAAUUGUUUAUUAUAUUAUGUGGCCACAAAAAAAUUAGGUAGGUACUAAUUUAUGAAGAAUG